Messenger RNA from Colias croceus (clouded yellow), 354 nucleotides. RefSeq lists its product as uncharacterized. NCBI's taxonomy places the organism in Eukaryota, Metazoa, Arthropoda, Insecta, Lepidoptera, Pieridae. Bases 1 to 354 code for a protein of 117 amino acids. The transcript has a single exon. The record is from RefSeq and is a predicted model, not a curated record.
AUGCCGCCGGAGCUGCAGCUGCUGCACAACAGCGCGUCGCUGCAGCACCUGCACGCGCACGCGCACCCGCACGGCCACGCGCACCCGCACGGCCACGCGCACCACCACGUGCCGGUGCACUCGGCCACGCUGGCCCAGAUGCCCGUGCACGCGGCCGCGCUCGCGCAGCUGCCCACGCACUCGGCCACGCUGGGCCAGGUGCACGCGCACUCGGCCACGCUGGGCCAGGUGCACUCGGCCACGCUGGGCCAGGUGCACGCGGCCACGCUGGGCCCCGUGCACUCGGCGCUGGCCCCGCUGUGCCACCACCACGCGCACGGCCGGGGCACGCUCGCGUACCGCGUGCCGCACUAG